This is a messenger RNA of Paramecium sonneborni, 1537 nucleotides long. The record is from the annotation of a GenBank genome assembly. NCBI's taxonomy places the organism in Eukaryota, Ciliophora, Oligohymenophorea, Peniculida, Parameciidae.
AUGGAAUUAUUAAACCAUUAGGAAAAAGAAUUAUUAAAAAAAUAUAAUAAUUACAUAUCAAAUACAAAGAUAUAAGAAUCAAUAAAAUAUUCUGAUAUUUUUGUUGGAAAUUAUUAUGUUAAUGUAUGUUAAUUAUAAAAGGAGAUUAAAUUUAAAAAUGUAAAAAUGGAUUUUUAAACUUCUUCAUCUACAAAAAGAGGUGAGUUUAAAAAUAUUAUAUAAGUGUUAAGAAGUUCUCGUAGAUUUAAAAAGAGAGAAGAAAAUGAUAAUAUAAAUAAUAAUUGUAAAAUAAUUGAGUAAAAUUAAAAGAAGAAAUAAUUUGAAAAGAGUUAGAAGUUCUAAAUGAAUAAAUGAAGAAAAAUUAAGAUAAACCAGAGAAACAAGUAAGACAUAAAUCAUCUUUGUCAUAAGAUUAUCCAGAAUAACAAAUUAGAUAAGAGAAAUUGGAUAGUAGAUAAUAAACAAUGAUGAUUUUAAAAUAAUUUAAUGAGUAAUAAUAACAAAUGAAUAGCUAGAAAUUAUUAUCAUAACUUGAAAGAUUAAUAUAAAUGAAAAAAAUAGAUAAUAAGUUCUUUUAUAAAGACAUAUUGAAAAAUGCCCAUAAAUUGGGAAGAGAGUUAAGGAAGAAAUAAAGGAAUUAUUAAAUUAGUUAUUAUGAUAUACGUAUGUAUAAUUAACUUAUAUUCAGAAUUUUGUAUAAAUUUAAUAUCACAUAUUAAUUUUUUAAUGUGGAAAUUACUAUUGAUCACUUUGAGUAUUGUUUAAUUUAGAGCUCAAGAAGAUGAGUUGAAUGAAGAAGAUCAAGAAUCUUUAGAAUCUUAAUAAAAUUGUAAGAAUAUUGUAUUAAUUAUUAGCAUAGUAAAAUUAUUAUUAAUAAUAACAAUAUGGAUGCAUAAUCUUAACAAAAUACCAUCUUUAGGAACGAAGUCAAGAAUUACUGUAAUUAUUUAAAUAGAUUACAAAUGAAUAAGAUAAAAGAAAUUCAUAUGAAAAAUUAUAAGCUUAAUUAGUAAUGUAAUGUAUGCAAAAAAUCUAAUACUAACAAUUGGCUGAUCUUUUUAAUUAGUUGAGACAAUAAACUUUUAAAUAUUAAGAUUUUUAGGAUGUUUUUAUGAUGACUGAUUUGAAUUUAGAUGAUGAUUACACUUUAACAGAUUAAGAAAAGAUGAUUUCUAAAGAAAUAGAGGUAUUUAAUACUAUGAUGAUGAUUAUAGUAAUUUGACAAAAAUAUGCAAGAAUAAUAAAAAAAAUAUAAAUAAGAAUAAGGUUAUGAUGACGAUGAUGAUGAAGAAGUAGAUCCAAGAAGAAGACAUUAACCAUAGGGUUAUAAAUUAUUUGGAGUAGAUUUGUCAAAACUAUAAAAUUCAACAUAGAUGAUUAUUUUUAUUAGUUUGGUUUCCUUGUUUAGUGUGAUAUUAUUUUUAGGUCAAUUUAAUAAUUGAUUUUUAUAGGAUUGAGAUUUGUAUAAUAGAAUACAUAAGGUCCAGUGAAGAGAAAUAAAAAAGAUAAGAAGGUGAAAUAAAAAUGAACAUAAAAU